AUGUAUUCACCGCUCACAACACUCGGCGGUACCUGGACGCCUUACCGACACUGGUUCGCGGUUACAAUCGAGCAUAAUCACCGGAGUAUACGGCGGGCCCCCAUCGAAGUCACCACCCAGAACCAGAAAGAAGUGCGUCAAGCCUUGUACGGUCCACCCACGUCCAAACGAUCGGUGUACCGUUAUCGCCCCGGCGAUCUCGUAACUAUAAGUAAAGUGAAAGGGAAAUUGGAAAAAUCGUACCUCCCUAACUGGAGCACGGAAAUGUUCCGCAUCGUCCGCACCCACCCUCACCAGCCUGUUGUGUACACGCUGGAGGAUUUGAACGGGGAACGGUUGUUCGGGACGUUUAACGAGACCGAACUGCAACCGGUGACGGCCGCGGCAGACAAGUUUUAUCAGGUGAAGAAGAUCUUAAAAACGGAACGUUGCCGAGGAAAACUGUACUAUUGGUUGAAGUGGGUCGUUCAUCCACCCAGCUUUAAUUCUUGGGCCACGGACAUUAAACGUAUUUAA
Molecule: messenger RNA, 516 nt
Organism: Liolophura sinensis
Lineage: Eukaryota; Metazoa; Mollusca; Polyplacophora; Chitonida; Chitonidae
Exons: 1
Coding region: 1-516 (171 amino acids)
Source: RefSeq, a predicted model, not a curated record